UAAUCCCAAGCCAAGGCUCAAACAAGGAAAAAACCAGACCGAUAGACCUUGUGGAGGAUGAAGGCCCAGAUGUAGUGUCGACAAUCAUUGGAAAAUAUGGACGAUGGCAGCUUCUCAUGACGUUCCUACUCUCCCUGUUCUCAUUACCAUGCACGUUUCAUAUUUACCUGCCUACUUUUACUGCAAAAGCAACUAAAUUCUGGUGCAGUAGGCCCGACAAUUUGUCAAAUUUGUCAAUAACCGAAUGGAUCAACUACAGCCAGCCGAUCAACGCUUGCAGUGUACGAAAACUGCCUCCAGGAAUAACAGCUGAAGCGAUACUCAAUCACACUGCUCCAAUUUUGGCAAAUUUAUUCGAAAAAUGUACUGAAUGGGAGUACGAUAGAUCAGAAGUAGGGAACACAAUAAUAACCGAAUGGAACUUGGUGUGUGAUAACGCAAGUCUUACGAGUUUGGCUGAAGUCGUCUUUUUGAUAGGAAUUGGCGUAGGUGGAGUUAUCGGAGGAUGGAUUUCAGACAGAUUCGGACGUAAACGUAUUUUGAUGGGCAUGAUAACAGCGCAAAGCGUUUUGGCCAUUCUGUCACUACUGGUCAGGUCAUAUGUCCAAUACGUGGUCGUAAGAUUGAUUAUGGGAUUCGUCUCCGUGUCAGUGGUGUAUGCAGCUUUUGUUCUUUCUGUAGAACUCGUCGGUGGUAAAUGGGUCACCAUCGCCGGUGUAUGCAACUUCUUUCCUUUACCGCUGGCGUACCUCAUUGUCUCACUGUUGUCUUUAGUCCUACCAAAUUGGAGAGAUCUACAACUGGCAUUGUCGAUACCCGGGUGCCUAUUGAUUGCGCUAUGGUUUGUUUUGCCGGAGUCACCAAGAUGGCUACUGAGCAUGGGAAAAACUCAAGAAGCGAAACUGAUGUUGCAAAAAGCAGCUAUGUUCAACAAACGAGAGCUACCCGCGGAUAUCGACAAGCUGUUGUUAUUACAAAAAUCGGAGACACGAGAAGAAGGUCCCAGCGUUACUAUGCUCUUUAAGGGACCUUUACGCAAACGGACGAUUUGUUUAUUCGUAGCUUGGUUUUGUAUGACCAUUGUGUACUAUGGACUAUUAUUGAACAUUGGGAAUUUCAACAUAGGAAAUCUCCACAUGACAUCAAUAAUCCUGGCAAUAGUCGAGAUCCCUGCCAUUGCCGUGAGUGUACCCAUUCUUUUAAAGGGAGGGAGACGAAUCCCAAUUGUCAGCAGUAUGAUAAUAUGCGGUCUGGCCUGUGUGGCCAGCGAAUUAUUCUCGAUAGCGUUUGAACAAGAAUGGGUGAUGAUACUGUGUUUGAUGGUUGGAAAAUUUGCUAUUGGAUCAACGAACAUGAUGUUACCGAUAUACACUGUGGAACUAUAUCCAACCGUAGUGAGAAAUUUGGGCGUUGGAGCGAGCCAAAUGUCAGCUGGUUUGGCAUUGAUUUUCAUUCCGUAUCUGUGGAAGUUGGCAGCACUGAAUGAACAUUUACCGAUGGUCACAAUAUCAGCUUUAGGGGCAAUCGGCGGUGGCAUUGUGCUAAUCCUUCCGGAAACGGGACAGUUACAAGAGCCACCAACGACUGUUGUUGGAAAAUUACCGCAAUAUGACAGCAACUCUCCUUGCAACGGAACGUUUACGGUCGCCGACGAGAGAGGGCAUUAGUUAAUUAAAGCAAGAAUGAUUCUUGGAUUGGUUUGAAUUCGAUUUCUUUUGUGAACACAUACUUUAUAGUAUAAAUGUUUCAAAAUUUUGUGACAAUCUGUUUGAUGGUUGAAAGACAAAUUCACUUUGUUAAUUAUUAUAAGUUUGACAAAGUUCAAUCAUGAUUUGAGCACGUAGAACGGGAUGGGUUAUAAGUUCAAGAACUAAAUUCUUUCUUUACGCCAUCAUGUCCUACUUCAGGAAAGGGUUAUGCGAAUAUUUUAUGAUAAGCAACACCUUAGCAUUUUCGGUGACCGUAGGUUAUGCCAGACACUUCAAUUCUUCAAUGUCGUAAAGAUCCUCAUCAGGAUAAUCGGAUAAUGUUGUUAAAUUAUUGUAUUGCCAUCGGUCCUUGAUGAGUGUAUCAAGUUUCAAUUCAAUUCGAUAUUUGAAGGCGGUUGAAUUCAAUUUCAUAGAUUCCGUUACACAAAUACAUACCAAGCUACCUACUAAAAGCAUUUUAAAAAACACUGCAUUACUAUUCUCUGUUAAAUGACAUUAAACUUUAAUAUAUUUUAAUUUGAUCUUGUAAUUUUAGUUAACAACUGAGAUUUUUUCGAAUUUAAUUUUAAUUCUUAUAUUAUAAAUUGUGUUAUUUUUAAAUUAUAAAUGUAAAUAAACUUUGUAAGUUCAGUACGUACCGUGUAUAAGUAACGCUAGCUAUAAGUUCUUACUUAAUGAAAUAAUACAUUUAUAUUAUAUCAAUUCUAACAAAGAUAUACUAUCAUAUCGUCUGAUAUCGUGAUAUUUAUGAUAAUUUAUAUUAUACAGCUACCACUUUUCAUUAGGCAAAAGGUUUUUAUAAAAACAAAGAACUAAUACUCGUUUUUUUUGUAUGGUUUUAGCGGACAAAAAGUAAUUAUACUUCAAAAAAUCUAAAUAUAAUUUACUAGUAAUCUGUUGAAAAUUUAAAACUAACCUCAAAACUUAAGCUUACAAUUAAGCACAUACGUUAUCCAUUAGAAGUUUUCUGUUUGAUUUUUUAAAUGUUUGACAACAUCAUUAACAUUAUGAGUAUAAAAUUUUAAGUAUUACGAAAUUUAUCUUAAGAAUGCAUUUUUUUUUAAAAUUGACGGGUCUUCAAAGAGCAAAACUUUAUGUAAUACUAAUAUAGAAAAAUUGUGUGUAUUAUAUGAGUGUUAAGUAUUAAGUUAGUUUUAUUUUGGUUAAUUUAUUGUUACCGACUAAGUAUAUCUGCCUUAUGUAGUACAAUUAAGUUAUGAUUAUGUAGUUACCAUUUUUGCUUACAUUCGUAAUAUUUACACAUUUCAUUAAUAACAGGCUUAUGUACUUAUUUUCUAACGGCCUCGAAAUGUUAAAGGAACUGGAAAAAAAUUGGUGCCCAUUAGUCAAGGACAGUGACCACCAUUCAUUGUACAAUCAUGUUCAAAAAUUAAAGUACACAUU
Bombyx mandarina (wild silkworm) is the source of this 3113-nucleotide messenger RNA. RefSeq names its product organic cation transporter protein. Gene Ontology annotation, molecular function: transmembrane transporter activity. Gene Ontology annotation, cellular component: membrane. The record is from RefSeq and is a predicted model, not a curated record. NCBI's taxonomy places the organism in Eukaryota, Metazoa, Arthropoda, Insecta, Lepidoptera, Bombycidae. Gene Ontology annotation, biological process: transmembrane transport.